Messenger RNA from Cajanus cajan (pigeon pea), 1835 nucleotides. It is a transcript of the gene CYP78A5, whose product is annotated as cytochrome P450, family 78, subfamily A, polypeptide 5. Lineage: Eukaryota; Viridiplantae; Streptophyta; Magnoliopsida; Fabales; Fabaceae. The record is from RefSeq and is a predicted model, not a curated record. Gene Ontology annotation, molecular function: oxidoreductase activity, acting on paired donors, with incorporation or reduction of molecular oxygen; monooxygenase activity; heme binding.
CACUCCUCCACCACCUUUUAUUCCUUUCUCUCACACACUCUUUCUCUUGAGAAAAAGAAAAAAAUGACACCAGAUUUUCACCUCUUGUUAUUCCCUGAACUAGCUCAGCCCCCUAUUCUGAGUUUCCAAGCCGCUUUAUUCAUCUUCCUUGUAACACUCCUCUUGGCGUUUUAUUUCACUCCCGGUGGGCUCGCAUGGGCUCUGACUAAGUCCAUUAUCCCGGGCCCAGUCUCGGCCCUCCUCGGGGCCUUCACCGGCCCAACCCCGCACCGGGCUUUAGCCAAGCUCGCCCGGAGCCACCAUGCGGAGAAGCUCAUGGCCUUCUCCAUCGGCCUGACCCGGUUCGUGAUCUCCAGCGAACCGGAAACGGCCAAGGAAAUUCUCGGCAGCACUGCUUUCGCUGAUAGGCCGGUGAAGGAGUCUGCUUACGAGCUUCUCUUCCACCGUGCAAUGGGGUUCGCACCGUACGGAGAGUACUGGAGGAGCCUCAGGAGAAUCUCCGCGCUUCACCUUUUCUCCCCCAAGAGGAUUUCCUCGUUUGAAAAGUUCAGGCGCCAGGUGGGGGUCAAAAUGGUUGAGGAGGUGAAACGGGUUAUGAGUGUAAACGGACACGUGGAGGUUAAGAGGGUGCUCCACUUUGGCUCCUUGAACAAUGUCAUGAUGACGGUGUUUGGGAAGUGUUACGAGUUUUUUGAAGGGGAGGGGGUUGAGCUUGAGGGUCUGGUGAGCGAAGGGUAUGAGCUGUUGGGAGUUUUUAACUGGAGCGACCAUUUUCCGGUUCUGGGGUGGUUGGAUUUGCAGGGUGUGAGGAGGAGAUGUAGGAGUUUGGUUCAGAAGGUUAAUGCUUUUGUUGGGAGGAUUAUCGAGGAACAUAGAAUCAAGAGGGUGAAUGGUGAGUAUGUGAAGGAUGAAGGAGUGGGUGACUUUGUAGAUGUGUUGCUUGAUUUGGAGAACGAAAGUAAACUCAGUGAGCCUGAUAUGAUCGCUGUUCUUUGGGAAAUGAUAUUCAGGGGUACGGACACGGUGGCGAUAUUGCUGGAGUGGAUCUUGGCGAGGAUGGUUCUUCAUCCAGAGAUACAAGCAAAGGUGCAGAGUGAAAUAGACAGUGUUUGUGGGUCGAAGGUUGUUUCGGAUUCCGAUGUUGCCAACAUGCGUUACCUCCAAUGCAUUGUGAAGGAGGCUCUGCGGGUGCACCCACCUGGGCCUUUGCUAUCGUGGGCUCGUUUGGCGGUGCAUGAUGUUACGGUGGGCGAGAAUCAUAUUCCAAAGGGAACCACCGCGAUGGUGAACAUGUGGGCCAUAACGCAUGACGAGAAAGUGUGGGCUGAACCGGAGAAGUUUAAACCGGAGCGGUUCAUGGAGGAUGACGUGAGCAUAAUGGGUUCUGAUUUGCGUUUGGCACCGUUCGGGUCUGGGCGAAGGGUGUGUCCUGGGAAGGCUUUGGGUUUGGCCUCGGUUCAUCUUUGGCUCGCUCAGUUGCUUCAGAGUUUUCGUUGGGUUCCUUCGGAUGGUGCCACUGUGGAUUUGGAAGAGUGUCUUAAGCUGUCUAUGGAGAUGAAAAAGCCACUGGCUUGUAAGGCUGUGCCUAGGGUUGUUGUUUGAGGUUGUUUGUCAAGUUUAGGGUUUAGAUGGUCUUAAGUCUGAAUGCUGGUUUUAGGUUUAAGGGUUGGUUUUGGGGUUGUUAAUCCGUGUAGGGGAUCUGGUGAAGAUAAGGUAAGGUUGCUUUUGUGUGAGUUGUUUGUUAGUUUAUUAAAUGGUUAUGCAUGUGGUUCAUCUUUUAUGUUUGUAUACAUGGUUCUGUCUAGUUUAAUGAACAUGUCGUUUUACUAUUCUCA